Symbiodinium sp. CCMP2456 is the source of this 1458-nucleotide messenger RNA. The record is from the annotation of a GenBank genome assembly. NCBI's taxonomy places the organism in Eukaryota, Dinophyceae, Suessiales, Symbiodiniaceae.
AUGGUGGGCGGAUCUCGGCGCAGGGCAAGGGCCCAGCGUGUGCGGAGGAGCUUUGCAGUUCUGGUGCUUGGGGGCUGUGCCACAAGCCGUGUCGGUAGUGCGCUGGCAGGACCAGAGGCCUCCUUGCAGGCUCUGCGCCAGAGGUUCGUGGAGGCCAAGUCCAUCGAGAGGCUCCCGACUCCAGGCACUCUGGCGCCAUGGACUGACAUCGAGCAUGUCUUCACGAUCGUGCCCCAUCAGUUACGACGAGACAUUGAGCAAUUGGAAUACCUCGUGUCAAGGAAGGUCCUUUCGCCUGACCGGCAGCGCUUUGUGCAAGACCAUGCCCUGCCGGAGUUUCGGCGCGUCCUCCUGCAUGUCUUGGUAGCUGCUGGGCGGAUGGAUGCCUUCGUCGUCACGCCUCCACAGCCGCAGUUUAGCAUCUUUUUCGCCUUGCAGGGCCGCGCCUUUCACCUGCAUCCGGGUCACCGUGUGGCUGCCGCCGUGGCCGCGGACCUGGCGUCCGUCCAGGAGGAGUUUCUGCGCAAAGAGCACCGAGUGUGCGUGGUGGAUGAUUUCUUCACUCCCGAUGCAUUGAAGGUGCUUCGAGAUUAUUUGCUGGAGUCCACCAUCUGGUCCCAGGUCAAGUUUGGCCAUGUGGGCACCUACCUCGACACGGGCUUUGCUUCGGAGUUGGUCAGCCAAAUCGAUGAGGAGCUCAGGCAGCAACUGCCUCUUCUUAGCGGCAAGGAGUUACACAACGCUUGGGCCUACAUGUAUGAUGGCUCUCUUGGCGGCAUUGACACCCAUGCAGACGACUGCCAAGUGCAGAUUAAUUUCUUCAUCAGCCCAUCUUCUGCAAACCUUUGGUUGGAAAACAAAUCCCUGCCGUCCGGUGGCUUGGUUCUCUAUGGCGUGGGCCCUCCAGCAGAAUGGAACUACACCGACUACAACAGCAUUGUACAAAAUCCUCGAAUCGAUGAGAUUCUGCGGACGACAAACUAUUGGAAUGUGACCAUCCCGUACGUUGAGAACCGCGCAGUUCUUUUUGAUUCCACAUACUUCCACAAGACAGAUUGCAUGCGUUUCAAGAAGGGCUACAAGAAUCGUCGCAUUAAUGUGACCUUCCUCUACGGCCGGCGAAAGGCCUUGGUACCGGCACCAGGCGUGGGGUCUGCAGAGGCACAGUGCAUACCGAAAGAGCAGGAGCAGCUGCAGGAGCGGCGGGAGCGCUACUUCCGAGCUGGCCAGGUGACUCUGGACGACCAGGACUGGCGGAGCCUCAGCCAGGCGGUGCAGCGCCGCCUCGAGCGUAUUCGACAGAGGAAAACGCCCGCACGAGAGCUGCAAUGUGCGAAUGGCACUGCGAUACAGUCAGUCGUUGGCAGCCUUCGAGAAAUUUCGCGAAGUUGUAGUGCACAUCGUUACCCCGAACGACAGCUUCGCCCGACGACUGGCAGCCCUGCAGCCUUUCCCUAA